GGGGCGAGAGCGGGGGCGGGGCGGACGGGGCUCUCCCGGCGGCCGACGGGGCACGCUAGUGUUGGGGUCCCGCCGCCGUGAGGAUCGAGCUCGUGCGGGUCGGUCAGUCGUCGGGGCCUGCGCUGGGCCCGGGCCCAUGGCGGCGUCGGCGGCUCUGUCUGCGGCAGCGGCGGCGGCGGCCCUGUCUGGCCUGGCGGUGCGUCUGUCACGCUCAGCGGCCGCCCGAGGCUCGUACAGCGCCUUCUGCAAGGGGCUUACGCGCACGCUGCUCACCUUCUUCGACCUGGCCUGGCGGCUGCGCAUGAACUUCCCCUACUUCUACAUCGUGGCCUCAGUGAUGCUCAACGUCCGCCUGCAAGUGCGUAUCGAGUGAGCACCGGCGGCGGUGGCGGAGGGCCGGCUGGAGGGGCGCCCGUGUCCCCGCCCGCCCCCGGCCGCCGGGUCGCCGGCAUGAAGGACAGCUGGAUCGCGGCGGGGGGCGGAGGCGGGGCGGCCCGGGCCCCUGGACUCUAGACCUCCGCCGCCCAAGCACGAAGGCCCAGCCCUGGCCCGGCCGCGGUCUCAGUCCGGAGACCCCGGAUCGCGCAGAAACGCACUGAACAGGCCCCUACCAUCGGGCUCCAGAAACUACCUGGGCUCGGCCUACCUGUUGCCUCACAUUGGCCAAAGAGGGGGAAACCAGAAGGAGGGAAUUGCUGCGGCGACUUGACUUUCCAGGCCCCGAGCAGAAAGGCAUUGGCGUUUGUUGGCGGUGACCUGCCCCUUCUUUGGCCUUGCCAAGAGUCUCAUCCCUGCCUGGGGGCACCUCUGGCCCUGGACCUGCUUGGGCAGAGGCAGCGUGAAGGACCUGAACAACAGAAGAAGGGCCUUCCUAGUAGAGGCACAGCAUGGACAAAGGCUCACGGGGUGGGGGUGCCCAGGGAUCGAGUCCUGGCUUGGGAAGGAAGGUCUGAGUUCCCUGGGAACUGAGAUCUGCUGGCAGCACUGUGAGAGGUGUAUUUCCCCCUUCUAAUGACAGAGGAAACUGAGGCUUCGGGGAGGUGGGGGGUUGCCCUUGACACGCAGAUAGGAGGAGGAGGAACUGCGUGUGCCCCUGGGCCUGCAGGCCCCCACACCCCUCCCCAGUCUUCUCCAAGACCUGGCAUGGUGGGAGGAGGGAAGGGGAAGUGGAGAGGGAAGCAUAGGGCUCCUGGGGCACCAAGGGAGAAAGGGGCCUAGGGGUAUGGAAUCUGGGGAUCUCACUUUCUUUGGAGCAGUACCGAAGGUCACAGGGAAGAUCAGGAGGACAGACAGCUGAGAUGGGAGACAGAAGAGAUGGGCCCCAGGACCCUUGGGGAGCCAAGCUCUCCCCCACAGCCUAACCUCCCCACCCCACCUGGAGCUUCACCAAGGGCUCCUCAGCAGUGCAGUGGCACAAGCCUCCCAGUUUGGUGGGCAAGUGGGGGUGAUCUUGGUGUUGUGGCUCCUGGAGACACACAUAACCAGGAGGGUGAAAGGAUAAACUUGGGGUGUGCUGGGGCUGAGACCCAUGGCAUGACCCCAAUUCUCUCUCCUCAAGUUCGACCCCCCAUGACCAGGACCACACAGGAGAAUCUCAUCUCACGGCUUGGAUUGGUCCUGGGGGCCCCCGGGUGUGCUGCUAGCCGGUGUACAAUGGUCAGGAGCAGCCCAGAGGGGAGCCAGGAAGAGACCCUCGCCCUCACCCUCUUUCCCCAUUUUCCCAUCUCUUGCACUGGUACCCCGAGGGCCACGUUCUCAGUUCCUGGGACUGAAAACUGCAGCAGUCUGGCCAGCUCCAGGGACAGAGUGGCCCAGCCACCUACCAUGUACCCUCCUCAGCUGCCCACUGGACCCAGGUCCUGAAUGAAGCCGGCUGCCUGCCUCACCCCAGAAGAGGCUGGACAGUGGCUGCCUCGUGCCCCCUGCAGUCUCCCACAGCCAGGGCCCGAUGGCGUGCCUCCUAGUCCUAAGUUUCCUGAGAACCCCUGACCCUGCUGGCCUUUCAUCCCCCGCAACCCUGUCCACCCUGGACCACCUCUGGGGACCCGUCAGCCUGCUGGUCCUCCCAACAGAUCUCUGGGGGCAGCCUCUGUGGGUCAAGAGUGACACGGGGCUGGAGGAGAAGAGGAGUGAGGGGUCUCCUUGUGUCUGAUGCACAGAUGUGGCCCUUUCAAGCCCUGGUGUCACCCUCUGCGUGACUGGAUCCCCAGCUCCACCCUCUUCCUGGGCCAGCCAGGAAGGAUGGAGGAAAGCUCUUUGCUGAUUGCAUGUGUGGGAGUGUGGGGGGUGACUGAGCCCUCCCCAUGCAAGGGGCUCGGCCUGGGACCCUGGAACCUGCUUCCCUACUGGGAGAAAUGUGCAUCAGAGCUGCAGGGGUCCCUACCCUCAGAGACCCCCGACUGCAGGGAGCCCCACCCCAUAAGAGGGGCAUGGAAAUCCAUGUCCUCCCCCACCUCGCCGCCCCGUGGCUUCUGCCGUGGCUGUAUUGGCCUAGAGGGGCUGGCUGGGGAGGAGCAGGGCUGAGCCCCUCAGCAUCUGCUCCUGUCCCUGCCUUUUCACGCCUGCUGCUUGAAGUGGUAGCUCCACCUGCUGCUGCUCCACCUCCCCUCCCCACCUCUUCUCUCCCCGACGGGGCCCUUGCUGCGUGAUGGGGUCUCCAUGCACUUUAUUUAUUUGCAGUCUGUUUGCCAGGCGGUGGAGCUUCUAGACACCGACCGGAAUGACACACUUUUCUGUGCGUGAUUCACUGUGUACUGGUCAGCACAGGCUGGCCGGAGACAUGUUCUUGUUUCUGGUGUUGUCACGUCUUCUUGUUUUCUCUAAGUUAAAAAAGAAAAAAAAAAAGUCCUUGGUUUAAUACACUAAAAUCCCAACUGGAGGCCUCCCGUGUCUGGUGGGGGUGAUGCAGUGGCCCCGGGUGGAGAGAGGCCCCAUGGUGAGGUCACCGGCUCCCAUGGCCAGGGAGAAGCCUCUGAAAGGUAGGGGUGGGGGAGGCUGUAGCAGGGACCGUGUUUCCUGUUCAGAGGCUGUGCUGAGGACUGACUUGACCCAGACCACUGCCCCAUGAGAAGAAGGCAGCAGCCUGAGCUGGCCCCAAGAGGUGGCUGCUUAUCCUGUUGACAGCCUCUGUUCACCCACCGGGCCCCGGGUGAGAGGCAUCCUGAGGACACAGGGCUAUGCUCAGACUCAGGAGUGCAGUCUGGGUUUAGGGGCCCUGGGGGCACCCCUGUUGCCAAGGGCUACCCAGGGGCCACAGCACCCUGACAAGGAGGACCCCUCCAAAAGCACUGGUGCCAACACCUUAUGGCAUCUGCUGCCGCAGGAGAAAUGGACCCCAGUCCCUGAACUUCCCUCCCCUUUGUCGAGAUGGUCCUCUUCAGUCCCUGAUGGUCCCAUCCCCACUCCAGGGAUCACAUGACUUGGCAAACCAAGAUGGGGUUGGAGCAUGGCUCCAAGGCCUCCUGAAGAGGGAGGACCACCCCUCCCAUCCCUGCUACAGAGGAAGGGAAAGCAGGAAGGCCGGUUCUGCUCAAAUGGGACCCCAGGAGACCAAAGCCCUGAGCUGUAAGUCCAGGUCUUCCACUUCCUACUGUGUGGUGCCAGGCAAACUGCACAACCUGGAGUUUUUAGUAAGGUUCCUUUGGGGUGCUUGUCAGCAGUGAAUACAAUGUCUGUUCAAUGUUUGUCAUCAGGUCUCACCUGGAGCAGCCUUUUUAAUGUGGGGAAAGGGAACCAAGUGAAGGGAACGGACAUCUGAUGAGAGCCUGCCAUGUACCAGGCACCAUUCUAGGUGCUUUGCAUUCCUAAUCUCAUCAUAACUACCUAACCGUUAUCUCCAUUUUACAGAGAAAUUGAGGAUAAGAACCAAGUCUGAAAUAGAACCCCAAGCAGAAUCUCUUUUCCUGAGCUCCCAAUGCCCACUGGAGAGGCAGGGAAUUGGGCUGGAGUAGUGGUGGAAUGGAAUAGCAAAGGUGGAAGAUGACCCUGUUCUUUCUGGGUGGGGUCCAGGAGGCAGAUAAGAAAUCCAAGUGUGGCCGGGUGCAGUGGCUCAUGCCUGUAAUGCCAGCACUUUGGGAGGCCAAGGUGGGCGGAUCACAAGGUCAGGAGUCAAGACCAGCCUGACCAACAUGGUGAAACCCCGUCUCUACUAAAAAUGCAAAAAUUAGCUUGGCAUGGUGGCGCACGCCUGUAGUCCCAGCUACUUGGGUGGCUGAGGCAGGAGAAUUGCUUGAACCUGGGAGGCAGAGGUUGCAGUGAGCCAAGAUCUGGACAACAGAGUGAGACUCCAUCUCAAAAAAAAAAAAAAAAAAAGAAAAAAAAAGAAAGAAAGAAAGAAAAGAAAAGAAAUCCAGGGCUUGGAUGGGGGACAGACUUGGGAGCCUUCUCCAAAUGGAGCUCCCCAAUGGGAGCAGCUGGGGCCACCCUAAGAUGGGUUCACCUGUCUUUUCUCUAUCCUCCCUCCAGAGAUUGAUUGAAACAUAAGAGACUGAGUCAGGAGAGGGCAAGAGAGCAGCUAAGUGGGCGGUUCCGGGGGCGCCAGAGCAAAUACAAUGAGAAAUGGGAAAUAUAAAGAGCAUGCAAAACCUCAUCCUACUCCUUUUCACUCCACCCACAAGGGAAACUGCUGCAUUUGGACAAAUUUCUACUUCGUGUUGGUGGAGGGAAGGAGAAAGAACAUACUACUUUGAAAACUUCUCCUCCCACUUCAUCUUUAUCUUUCCAUGUUAUUAGGUAUUUUUCUAUAUCCAAAGUCACCUAGUAGUCUCUUGUAUGAAGGUAUCAUGCAUUUCUGAAUGCCUCUUGGUUAUUUCCCUUUAUUGUUUAUUUGGGGAGUUUGGUUUCUUGGUUGUUUGGUUUUUUUCUGUGGUUUUGUUGUUAUAAACAUUCCAGUAACAGAUAAGUUGGACCUCAUCAAAAUUAAAAACUUUGGUGCAUAAGAAGUCACUAUCAGGACAGUGAAAACACACCCUACAGAGUGGGAGCAAAUAUUUUAAAACAUAUAUCUGAUAAGAGAUUUGUAUCCAGAAAUAUAAAAAGAACUCUAGCUACUCAAUAAAGAAAGACAGACAACCCAAUCAAAAUAUGGGCAAAGAGUUUUAAUACACAUUUUUCCAAAGAAGGGAUACAUAUGGCCACCAAGCACAUAAAGAUGCUCAACGUCAUUAGUCAUUAGGGAAAUGCAAAUCAAAACCACAAUGAGCUACCACUUCACCCUCACCCACUUCACUCAUUAGGAUACUUAUUUAUUUAUUUAUUUAUUUAUUUAGAGACAGCAUCUUGCAAUGCCCAGGCUGGAGAGCAGUGACACAAUCUAAGCUCACUGCAACCUCUGCCUCCUAGGUUCAAGUGAUUCUCAUGCCUCAGCCUCCCAAGUAGCUGGGAUUACAGACGUGGCCACCACACCUGGCUAAUUUUUGAAUUUUUUGUAGAGACGGGUUUCGUCAUGUUGGUCAGGCUGGUCUCAAACUCCUGGCCUCAAGUGAUCAACCCUCCUCACCCUCCUAAAGUGCUGGAAUUACAGGUGUGAGUCACCAUGCACAGCUCAACUUUAAAAAAAAAUUUAAAACAGCAAGUGUUGGUGAGGAUGUGGAGAAAUUGGAACCCUUGUUCAUUACUAAUGGGCAUGUAAACUGGUACAGCAGCCACUGUGGAAAACUGGUGGUUCCUCAAAUAGUUAAACCUAGAAUUAUUCUAUAGCUCAGCACUUCCACUCCUAGGUACAUACUCAAAGGACUGAAAGCUGGUGCUGAAACAUGAAUUUUCAUAGCAGCACUGUUUACAAUAGCUAGAAGGUGGAAACAACCCAAAUGUCUAUCAGUCUGUCAACUGAUAAAUGAAUAAACAAAACUUGGUAUAUUUAUACACUGGAAUAUUAUUCAGCCCCAAAAUAAUCCCACAAUGAAGUAUUUGACACAUAUUACAAGGUGGAUAAACUUUGAAAAUAUUAUGCUAAGUGAAAGAAAUCAGACACGAAAGAUUACAAAUUUUAUGAUUCCAUUUAUAUGAAAUGUCUAGAAUAUGUAAAUUCAUAGAGACAGAAAGCAGAUUAGUGGCUGCCAUGGUCUAGGGGAAGGAAGGAUGGAGAGUGACUGCUUAAUGAGUACAGGGUCUCCUUUUAGGGAGGUGAAAAUGUUUUGGAACUAACUGGUGAUGGUUACACAACAUUGUGAAUGUACUAAAUGCCACUGAAUUAUACAUUUCAAAAUGGUUGAUUUUAUGUUAUGUGGAUUUCAACUCAAUAAUGAAAACAAAAUUUGCUGACACA
Molecule: messenger RNA, 6265 nt
Organism: Macaca mulatta (Rhesus monkey)
Lineage: Eukaryota; Metazoa; Chordata; Mammalia; Primates; Cercopithecidae
Gene: SMIM10L2B
Product: small integral membrane protein 10 like 2B
Source: RefSeq, a predicted model, not a curated record